GCGGCCGCGCCCCCCCGGCCCUGCAGUGCUUCUGCCCCUACAAGGUUUCGGCCGCGGUGGGGGAGGGUCCUGGUCCCCGGCUCCGCCCGGCCCCUCCCCGCCUUUUAGGCGCCCGCAGGGCUGGGACAUCCCAGUCCUCGUUGGUCCUCCUGACGUGUCCUCCGUGAGUCCAGUGCUCACAGCCAGCCCAGUCCACCGAGUCCUCACCGACCGCCGACCGGCCCACCCCCCACCGCAGCCAUGGACGCCAUCAAGAAGAAGAUGCAGAUGCUGAAGUUGGACAAGGAGAAUGCCAUCGACCGCGCCGAACAGGCCGAAGCCGACAAGAAGCAAGCUGAGGACCGCUGCAAGCAGCUGGAGGAAGAGCAACAGGCCCUCCAGAAGAAGCUGAAGGGGACAGAGGAUGAGGUGGAAAAGUAUUCUGAGUCUGUGAAGGAUGCCCAGGAGAAACUGGAGCAGGCUGAGAAGAAGGCCACUGAUGCUGAGGCAGAUGUGGCUUCCCUGAACCGCCGCAUUCAGCUAGUAGAGGAGGAGUUGGAUCGGGCCCAGGAGCGCCUGGCUACAGCCCUGCAAAAGCUAGAGGAGGCUGAGAAGGCAGCUGAUGAGAGCGAGAGAGGAAUGAAGGUCAUUGAAAACCGGGCCAUGAAGGAUGAGGAAAAGAUGGAGCUACAGGAGAUGCAGCUGAAGGAGGCCAAGCACAUCGCUGAGGACUCAGACCGCAAAUAUGAGGAGGUGGCCAGGAAGCUGGUGAUCCUGGAAGGAGAGCUGGAGCGCUCAGAAGAGAGAGCUGAGGUGGCUGAGAGCCGAGCCAGGCAGCUGGAGGAGGAACUUCGAACCAUGGACCAGGCCCUCAAGUCGCUGAUGGCCUCAGAGGAGGAGUAUUCUACCAAAGAGGACAAAUAUGAAGAGGAGAUCAAACUUCUGGAGGAGAAGCUGAAAGAGGCUGAGACCCGAGCAGAGUUUGCCGAAAGGUCUGUGGCAAAGUUGGAGAAAACCAUCGAUGACCUUGAAGAUGAAGUCUAUGCACAGAAGAUGAAGUACAAGGCCAUCAGUGAGGAGCUAGACAACGCACUCAACGACAUCACCUCCCUCUGAGCCCACAGAAGUGUGGCCUUGCAGGCCCCUAUCUCUCCUCUCUUUCCAUUCUCUCUGUGGGGAAGGGGCAGGCAGGAGGAGCACAAAUUGGCAACAUUGCAUAGCCAGGUUGGGCACAACCUAGGGAGCACGUCCAUCACUCCCACCACCCACUCUGGCUUUAUCCUUCUACCUAUCCACCACCCCUCUGCUGCUUAAUAAACUCUGAACUUUGGUCUCUA
Nannospalax galili (Upper Galilee mountains blind mole rat) is the source of this 1316-nucleotide messenger RNA. It is a transcript of the gene Tpm2, whose product is annotated as tropomyosin 2. Gene Ontology annotation, molecular function: actin filament binding. Gene Ontology annotation, biological process: actin filament organization; muscle contraction. The record is from RefSeq and is a predicted model, not a curated record. The coding region runs from base 241 to 1095 and encodes 284 amino acids. The transcript is spliced from 9 exons. NCBI's taxonomy places the organism in Eukaryota, Metazoa, Chordata, Mammalia, Rodentia, Spalacidae. Gene Ontology annotation, cellular component: actin filament.